Messenger RNA from Saccharomyces paradoxus, 546 nucleotides. RefSeq names its product Mcm16p (gene MCM16). The transcript has a single exon. The coding region runs from base 1 to 546 and encodes 181 amino acids. The record is from RefSeq and is a predicted model, not a curated record. Lineage: Eukaryota; Fungi; Ascomycota; Saccharomycetes; Saccharomycetales; Saccharomycetaceae.
AUGACCAGCGGCACUGCAGAGCAAUGGGAAAGGAUCCAGCAGUUAGAAAAGGAGCACGUGGAAGUAUAUAGAGAGCUAUUGAUCGCGUUGGACAAGUUAUACUUGAUUAGAAAACACAAAUACCCAAUAAUAUUAAGCUCCGGUCAACAGCGCCUCUUGGAAAUCAGACACCAACUCCAAAUUAAUCUUGAGAAAACCGGUCUUCUUAUUAGACUGUUGGAGAAGCCGGACAAUAGCAAUAUAUUAUUUACGAAGCUACAAAACCUCUUAGACGAAAGCAAUUCUCUAGACUACGAGCUCUUGCAAUCGUUGGGUACACAAUCUUCAUUGCACAAACAGUUAAUUGAAUCAAAAGCGGAACGCGAUGAAUUGAUGUCCAAACUGAUUGAGAUAUCGUCGAGGUUUCCCGAACCAUCUACACCACCAGACGAUAAUGAUGCUACAGGAAAACAAGUUGAGAUAGAAAAGGAAAAUGAAACGAUACAAGAAUUGAUGAUUGCUUUACAGAUACAUUCCGGAUAUACAAACAUAUCCUAUGCAAUUUGA